CUAUGUAUUUUUUGGUGAGGUGUUACAUCCCUCUUUCAUCCCGCCUACGUCAUUGGUUUAAGUACAUUGUUGAUCUAGGGCCAUUGAUCUGUCCGUUCGUCGAGUUCUGUGCGUAUCAACCUAAACUAGGGUCGUCUUAUUAUUUGGUUCAGUGUCCCUUGUGCUAUUCAGGUGUUGAAAGUGCUCAAAGCAAGCAAGAAGCCGAAGUCAAGACCGCUAGCGACGUUGUAAAAGAGGCCGAACAAAUGUCUUCCACCCCUCGAGAGUCCGCUCUUAAGAGCGACUCCGAAGAAUCGCCUGAUUUACCACCCCACGAGCGAAAUUCUGUUACAAGAGUGCCCGUAACUCCGGGCAUUAACCUCUCGACGUAUGCGACGGGAUUAAGCGUCGAGUCUACCAAAUCUCCUAGUCCUAGUUAUUUCAAUCAGAAUCGGAACAAAGCCUCCAACAAGUCGGCGACUGGUUCCACUGCAGAGACUUCCUCUCCCACGAACCUAGCACAGGGGGCCAGUUCAGAUCAUGAGGUCUUGCGUCGGAUGAGCGUAUCAUUGAGUGGGCGGAGAGAAUCUAUCACGGAAAUCAAGGCCGCUGCGCCUGACCUGGCUCUUAGUGGUAACAUCAUCUCAGCUACCUUCACGACCCCUCACUCUCUGAAGUAUCACAAGAGCGGCGAUUGGGAAUUGGGCUAUCGGCGCGGCCAAUCAGCUCUCUUCGAUUCUUUCUCUUACCUCUCCUCCGACGAAACGCCUUGGAAUCAUACCGUCGUUGCGUGGACAGGCGAAAUCGAAUCGCUUGCCGAAUCCUUGUCUGCACCAGAUAUCAUUCCUGAUACGACCUCGAGCAUUCCGGGUCUAAAUCACCUAUCUGCCCCGAUACCGUUGGAUGGAGAAACGCCACCUACACCUCCUGAGGUUGAUGGCUUAUGGAUUCCAAGAGAACAUCAGGUAAAGCUGGAGCAGCUAUUGUCCCAUGAUAAACGUAUCAAGACUGUUCCUGUGUGGCUCGCAGACGACACCGAGACGAGCGACGAGGGUAUCACGCUGAAUGACCAAGCCCGCUGGAGGCGAUAUGCCGAGCACACGAUAUAUCCCCUGUUCCACUACAAGCAACACGAGCCCAACGAUGGCCGAUCCGAGCGUAUUGAAUGGGCUGACUACUUCCGCACCAACUUGAAGUUCGCUAACAAGAUCAUCGAGAUCUACAAGCCAGGCGAUAUCGUAGUCAUCCACGAUUAUUAUCUCCUGUUGCUCCCUAGCAUGUUGCGGCAAAGAAUGCCAAACAUGUACAUCUCAUUCUUCCUUCAUUGUCCUUUUCCUAGCAGCGAGUUCCUAAGAUGCUUGCCGCGGAGGAAAGAAGUGCUUGAGGGCAUGCUCGGUGCCAAUCUUGUCGGUUUCCAGUCGUAUAGCUACUCACGUCACUUCGCCAGCUGCUGUACCCGGAUCCUUGAUUUCCCUUCGGAUUCUGUUGGUGUCGAUGCGUAUGGGGCUCGCGUGGAAGUUGGCGUUUUCCCCAUCGGCAUCGACGUGGCCAAGGUCGAACAGAUGGCAUGGUCGAAACAAGUCUCAGAUAUGUAUGACGCUUUAAAGGAGCUCUACAAGGACAAGCAGAUCAUUGUGGGGCGUGACCGGCUGGAUAGUGUCCGUGGUGUCGCCCAAAAGCUCAUGGCGUUUGAGAGGUUUCUGGAGCUCUAUCCCGAAUGGCGAGAGAAGGUUGUUCUUGUUCAGGUCACUUCGCCAAACACUAUCGAGGAGGGAGGAGAAGAGCCAGAGAACAAGAUAGCAAGUCGGGUGAACGAGUUGGUCAUGAGAAUUAACGGCACGUAUGGUAGCCUAGGGUUUUCGCCGGUACAGCAUUAUCCGCAAUAUCUGUCGCCCGAAGAGUAUUUCGCGCUGUUGAGAGCCGCAGAUAUUGGGUUGAUCACAUCGGUUCGGGAUGGCAUGAACACGACUAGUCUGGAAUACGUCCUGUGCCAGCGCGACACGCAUGGCCCGCUAAUCCUGUCGGAGUUUAGCGGUACCGCAGGAAGCCUGCGGGAUGCGAUACACAUAAACCCCUGGGACCUCACCACCGUUGCUCACCAAAUCAACAACGCUCUCACGAUGUCCGCUGAAAAACGCCUGGCGAUGCAGUCGAGUCUCUACAAACAUGUCACGACGCAGAAUGUGCAAAGCUGGAUCGCCAAGUUUCUACGAAAACUCGUGGGCACGUUAGCGUCCAAUAAGAACGCGAACGUCACACCGCUGCUUGACCGCACACUCAUGUUGAAAGAGUAUCGCCAAGCCAACAAGCGUCUCUUCAUGUUCGAUUACGAUGGUACACUCACUCCGAUUGUUAGAGACCCUCAGGCGGCUGUUCCAUCGGAACGAGUCAUCCAAACCCUGAAGGCAUUGGCGGCAGACCACCGCAAUGCCGUAUGGAUCAUCUCGGGCAGAGACCAAGACUUCCUACAACAACAUCUAGGUCAUAUCCCAGAGUUGGGCUUCAGUGCGGAGCACGGAAGUUUUAUUAGACAUCCGGGCCACGACACAUGGGAGAACCUGGCUGAGAAGUUAGAUAUGGGCUGGCAGGCGGACGUGAUUGAAGUCUUCCAAAAAUACACCGACCGUGUGCCUGGCUCGUUCAUAGAGCGCAAGCGAUGUGCGUUGACUUGGCAUUACCGCCAGGCUGAUCCCGAGCAAGGCCUACAUUCAUCACAAGCGUUGCACAAGGAUCUUGAGGCGACCGUGGUCCAAAAGUGGGAUGUAGAUGUGAUGAAAGGCAAAGCCAAUCUUGAGGUACGGCCUACUUUCAUCAACAAGGGUGAGAUCGCUAAGCGCCUGGUUAACGACUACAACACCGACAUCGCGCACAUAGCUCCACCGGAAAGUGGUUCACAAGGUGAGAAAGCCAAGGAAGGGAAGCUGGAUUUUGUGCUAUGUAUGGGUGACGACUUCACUGACGAGGACAUGUUCCGGGCCUUGAACGGCCUCAGCGGUACGCAAGUCGAGACUGACCACGUGUUCACUGUUACUAUCGGUGCUAGCACGAAGGUCACUCUGGCUAAAUGGCACAUGCUGGAACCGCAGGACGUCGUUGAGGCCAUAGCUCUCCUGGCCGGAGUUGGCCUGAGUGGUGAAGCUCAUGAGCAACUGAGCCAAGUCAACUUGGCAACCGUCGCCGGGCUCGAAGGCCACGUGCCUCAAUGACUCGCGAAAUCGAAGCUAUGAUUAUAUUAUGGACGGGAAGCAAUAUAGACAAGCGUGGCGCUAGGGUGGUCAGGGCUCAGACUAGAGGACAUUAUUCGUGCAUACGAACUAUCGUGAUCCAUUCACGGCUAUACAAGUAAACCCAGAAAAAAAGGGGCCGCAGGCGAAAGAUCGGACUAAUAUCCCGAACAGGACUCGUCCGAUCAUCUUGAGAUAGAGGCAUUCCUUUGCACAAGCUUGGGGUAGACAUAGAAUAUGUAUUCGGGACCAAAAUAUGCCACCUCAUGGCCGGCAUGCUUGUGUUUUAGGUGGCAACAUUUGCCUAUCUGCUGCUAUGUGAGUAUAUACAUAGACACAGCAAUUAUCUAGUAGUUCUUCAAGACUGCUCGGUAUACUUGUUAGCAUCUCGGCCCCCGUGACGCGGACGUUGCAACUUUGAGUGAUAUCGGGCGAAGGAACUCGAGGAUGUCGACGCGAUUCGGCGGCAGCUUUCUACAGGUAGAAUCAUUCGACUAUAGGUAGGUGAGGUUAUAGAUUACUAAUUUAAGGUCUAUAAUAUAGAUACAUAGUCGCUACAU
Annulohypoxylon truncatum is the source of this 3763-nucleotide messenger RNA. Its product is annotated as glycosyltransferase family 20 protein. Gene Ontology annotation, cellular component: cytosol; alpha,alpha-trehalose-phosphate synthase complex (UDP-forming). Gene Ontology annotation, biological process: fungal-type cell wall organization; cellular response to heat; trehalose biosynthetic process. Lineage: Eukaryota; Fungi; Ascomycota; Sordariomycetes; Xylariales; Hypoxylaceae. The annotation marks the transcript as partial. The record is from RefSeq and is a predicted model, not a curated record. Gene Ontology annotation, molecular function: catalytic activity. The transcript is spliced from 5 exons.